Messenger RNA from Cavia porcellus (domestic guinea pig), 3502 nucleotides. RefSeq names its product ATP binding cassette subfamily B member 9 (gene Abcb9). Gene Ontology annotation, biological process: oligopeptide export from mitochondrion. Gene Ontology annotation, molecular function: ATP binding; ATP hydrolysis activity; ABC-type oligopeptide transporter activity. The record is from RefSeq and is a predicted model, not a curated record. Gene Ontology annotation, cellular component: mitochondrial inner membrane; lysosomal membrane. NCBI's taxonomy places the organism in Eukaryota, Metazoa, Chordata, Mammalia, Rodentia, Caviidae. The coding region runs from base 524 to 2824 and encodes 766 amino acids. The transcript is spliced from 12 exons.
CCCUUCCGAGGUCCCGCCCCCUCGCCCAGCUGCGGUGCCCGCGGCGGUGAGCUCCGACCUUGCAGCGGCGCAGCGCGGGCGGGAGCCGGGAGGAGCGGAGCAGAGCGGAGGGAGCAGCGUCCGGAGCGGACUCCCGUGAGCGGCGCGGAGACUGCGCCCUCGACCAACGCCCCCGGCCCGCCACGCGCCCCCUCCCACGGCUCACCUGGCGGCAAGUGCCAGGUAAGAGCGCGGCGCCCGCGUGGGACCCUGGCCCUGCGCGGAGGGCAUCUCCGGGGCUCGGGCCCUGCGAUACCCGGCGCCUGCGGCCCAAGUUCCAGCCACCACCCGCAGCAUCCUUCCCAGCCCGCGCGGAUAAGAAAGCUGCCACUCCGAGAGGCCCCCUGAGUCUCCGAGGCCCCACAGCUCCACUGCAAACCUGACUCGAGGCCUGGCCUCACCCCACCGAGGACCAUGGCCUCGCUGUCGCCGCCGCCGUGAGCCGCAGCUGGGCCUGGGCCCCCGGCCACCGCCCGCCGGCAGAAUGCGGCUGUGGAAGGCGGUGGCGGUGACGCUGGCCUUCGUGAGCGUGGACGUGAGCCUGACCACGGCCAUCUAUGCCUUCAGCCGCCGGGACCGCGGCCUGCUGGACGACCUGCGCCACUUCAACGUCUUCGACUCGGUGCUGGACCUGUGGGCCGCCUGCCUGUACCGCGGCUGCCUGCUGCUGGGCGCCACCAUCGGCGUGGCCAAGAACAGCGCCCUGGGGCCGCGGCGGCUGCGGGCGUCCUGGCUGCCCGUCACGCUCGUGUGCCUGUGCGUGGGCAUCUACGCCGUGGCCAAGCUGCUGCUCUUCUCCGAGGUGCGCAGGCCCAUCCGGGACCCCUGGUUCUGGGCCCUGUUCCUGUGGACGCACGCGUCGCUGGCCGCCGCCUCCCUGCUCUGGUGGCUGCUGUCCACCGUGCGGCCCGGCGCCGAGGCCCUGGGGUCCGGCGUGGGGACUGAGGCCGAGGGCUUCCGCGGGGACGGCCAGGCCCCUGCCGAGCAGGCGUCGGGGGCCACGCUGCGGAAGCUGCUGUCCUACACCAGGCCCGACGCCGCCUUCCUGGUGACCGCAGCCUUCUUCCUCAUCGUGGCUGCUCUGGGCGAGACCUUCCUGCCCUACUACACGGGCCGGGCCAUCGAUGGCAUCGUGAUCCAGAAGAGCACGGAGCAGUUCAGCACGGCCGUGGUUGUCGUGUGCCUGCUGGCCGUCGGCAGCUCAUUUGCCGCAGGUAUUCGGGGCGGCAUUUUUACCCUCAUAUUUGCCAGACUGAACAUCCGCCUGCGAAACUGCCUCUUCCGCUCGCUGGUGUCGCAGGAGACCAGCUUCUUUGAUGAGAACCGCACAGGGGACCUCAUCUCCCGCCUCACCUCGGACACCACCAUGGUCAGCGACCUGGUCUCCCAGAACAUCAACAUCUUCCUGCGGAACACGGUGAAGGUCACAGGCGUUGUGGUCUUCAUGUUCAGCCUCUCGUGGCAGCUGUCCCUGGUCACCUUCAUGGGCUUCCCCAUCAUCAUGGUGGUGUCCAACAUCUACGGCAAGUACUACAAGCGGCUCUCCAAAGAGGUACAGAGCGCCCUGGCGCGGGCCAGCAGCACGGCGGAGGAGACCAUCAGCGCCAUGAAGACCGUGCGCAGCUUUGCCAAUGAGGAGGAGGAGGCCGAGGUGUUCGGACGCAGGCUGCAGCAGGUCUACUGGCUCAACCGCAAGGAGGCGGCCGCCUACACGUCCUACGUCUGGGGCAGCGGGCUCACGCUGCUGCUGGUCCAGGUGAGCAUCCUCUACUACGGCGGCCACCUCGUCAUCUCAGGCCAGAUGACCAGCGGCGACCUCAUCGCCUUCAUCAUCUACGAGUUCGUGCUGGGGGACUGCAUGGAGUCUGUGGGCUCCGUGUACAGCGGCCUGAUGCAGGGCGUGGGUGCCGCCGAGAAAGUGUUCGAGUUCAUUGAUCGCCAGCCAACCAUGGCCCGCGGUGGCAGCCUGGCGCCCGAGCACCUGGAGGGCCGCGUGGACUUCGAGAAUGUGACCUUCACCUACCGCACCCGGCCGCACACCCAGGUCCUGCAGAAUGUCUCCUUCAGCCUGUCCCCUGGCAAAGUGACAGCCCUCGUGGGGCCCUCGGGCAGCGGGAAGAGCUCAUGCGUGAACAUCCUGGAGAAUUUCUACCCGCUGCAGGGCGGCCGCGUGCUGCUGGACGGCCAGCCCAUCAGCGCCUAUGACCACAAGUACCUGCACCGCGUGAUCGCCCUGGUGAGCCAGGAGCCCGUGCUCUUCGCGCGCUCCAUCUCCGACAACAUCGCCUACGGGCUGCCCGCCGUGCCCUUCGAGUCGGUGGUGGCGGCCGCGCAGAAGGCCAACGCGCACGGCUUCAUCAUGGAGCUGCAGGAUGGCUACAGCACGGAGACGGGCGAGAAGGGUGCCCAGCUGUCAGGUGGGCAGAAGCAGCGGGUGGCCAUGGCCCGGGCCCUGGUGCGGGACCCUCCUGUCCUCAUCCUGGACGAGGCCACCAGCGCCCUGGAUGCGGAGAGCGAGUAUCUGAUCCAGCAGGCCAUCCACGGCGACCUGCGGCGGCACACGGUGCUCAUCAUCGCCCACCGCCUGAGCACUGUGGAGCGUGCGCAUCGCAUCGUGGUGCUGGACAAGGGCCGCGUGGUGCAGCAGGGCUCCCACCAGCAGCUGCUGGCCCAGGGCGGCCUCUACGCCAGGCUGGUGCAGCGCCAGAUGCUGGGGCUCACACCCACCCUGGACACCACCGCUGGCCAUAAGGAGCCGCCGGCCGACGGGGACCUCAAGGCCUAGGAUGCCUGCCUGCCUUGCACUGAGCCCGGCCUGGGCACCCGGGAGGCCUUGUCCUCCUCCUCCUUCUCCUCACCACCGCUUGCUGCCCCUCGUCCCUGGCCUGGCCUUCGUGAGCCACCCACCCCUCCGCCAUCCCACCCAUCCCUGGGCUCCUUAGCAAAGGUCACCACCGUCCCGGGGUUUUUACUGCUUGGUUCUAUGACUCCGGUCAACUCCUAGAUCUCAAAGAUGUUUUUCUCCAUUGGGAGCAGAGGGGUCACCAAGAUGUUCUAGAAGCUUCUGAGCCAGGAGUGGUGGCCCUGCUGCUCGCCUGGAGAAGUGGCUCUGCCUUGGCCUCUGCAGCCCAGGGACUUCCCUGUCCCAGAGGGGGACGCAGGCUGGGGCCCUAGCUCCGAGUCCGGCCAAGGGCGGGUGGGAAUGGGGACGCCUGUCACCGUCACCCCCAGCCUGGCCAUCCAAGCCAGGCUCACUGUGAACACCACCGACCUCACAGGGCAGUGAGGCCUGGCGGGGCCUGGGCAGGCGCUCUGGGCCUCGCCUCCCCGUGCUCUGCUGCAGGAAGCCCAGGAGCAUCUGCAAGCCGAGUUCUCUUCUGCCCCACUGGCCAAGCCCAGGCCUUGCCUUGCCCAGGAUGUGAGAUACGGGGUGAACUUGGUCAAUAAAGUGUACUACCUCUGA